AUGGGGAGGCUCCCCACAAACACUGGAGCCUCAUCAGCCUUCUCCUGCGCCGGAAACCACAGGAAACCAGGACUACCCUCCUGCUGCUCUCAGGCCUCUCUGCCUCUGCUGAUAUUGGCUGUGGCUACCUGCCACACAGGAUCACCCGCUGUCUACUGGCUUCUCACAUGCAAAUGGGAGUCUUACCCUCACUGGACCCCUUGCCUUCAGGAUAAGAGAUUCGCUGGCCUUCAGUGGGGCUGGUUCCAUCUCCCAGUGCAAAAAUCUGAAAAGUCUUACAAGUUCAAGUUCUGCAGACACAAGAUGCCAGCAUCUCCUCAGAUAAAGCUGCUCGGUAGCCAUUCCCUGUCUAAGAAGGGCCAUCACAUUUCCACGCCUACCCCAGACAUCUCACACAAGGGGCGAUGGUACAGAAGGACCCACCCUUCAGAUCUAGAUGCAGUGGGCUCACAAAGGCUUCGAGGACCGGAGUUCAUCUUUGAGGUGCUGCCUGAGGCCCAGGUUAUUCGGGUGACCAUUCCACCAGGCCCAGAAGUCAGCGUGCGUCUUUGUCAUCAGUGGGCACUCGAGUGUGAAGAGCCGAGCAGUCCCUUUGACGCCCAGAAAACUGUGGCUGGGGGCCACACUUCAGACCUGCCUUAUGAAUUAUUGCUGCCCUGUCUGUGCAUAGAGGCAUCCUACCUGCAAGAGGAUGGUGUGAGGCGCAAAAAAUGUCCCUUCCAGAGCUGGCCUGAAGCUUACGCCUCAGACCUCUGGAAGUCAGCUCACUUCACCGACCAUAGCCAGCACAGUCAGAUGGUCAUGGCUCUGACACUCCGCUGCCCCCUGAAGCUGGAGGCCUCCCUCUGCCAGAGGCAAGACCAGCACAGCCCCUGUGAAGACCUCCCCAAUGCCACAGCCCGAGAGUCAGAAGGAUGGUAUAUUUUAGAGAAGGUGGACUUGCACCCCCAUCUUUGCUUCAAGUUCUAUUCAGAACACAGCAGUCGCGUUGAAUGCCCCCACCACAGUGGGUCUCUCGUGUCCUGGAACGUGAGCAUGGCCACCCAGGCUCAGCAGCUGAUCCUUCACUUUUCCUCGAGGAUCCGUGCCACCUUCAGUGCUGCCUGGAGCCACCCAGGCUUGGCGCCAGACACCUCCAUGUCCCCGGUCUACAGCAUCAGCCAGACGCUGGGCUCUGGCCCAGUGACAGCCGACCUCAUCAUUCCCUACCUGAGGCCAGGGGGCUGUGUCCUGGUAUGGCGGUCUGACGUUCAGUUUGGCAGGAAGCGCCUCUUGUGUCCGGACGUCUCUCACAGGCGCCUGGGCCUCUUGACCCUGGCGCUCCUGGGUCUCUCCACACUCCUGGGCGUUGUUCUGGUCGUCACCUGCCGGCGCCUGCUGUCAGGCCCAGGCCGAGCGAGGCCAGUGCUGCUCCUGCACGCCGCAGACUCGGAGGCGCAGCGGCGCCUGGUGGGAGCGCUGGCUGAAUUGCUGCGGACCGCUCUGGGAGGAGGGUGUGACGUGAUCGUGGACCUGGCUCCGCGGGGCUUGCGGAGCAGCCUGGAGCUGUGCCGCCAGCUGGAACUCGAGGCCGCCCAACUUGCCGGCUGA
Fukomys damarensis (Damara mole-rat) is the source of this 1590-nucleotide messenger RNA. It is a transcript of the gene Il17re, whose product is annotated as interleukin 17 receptor E. Lineage: Eukaryota; Metazoa; Chordata; Mammalia; Rodentia; Bathyergidae. The record is from RefSeq and is a predicted model, not a curated record. Gene Ontology annotation, molecular function: interleukin-17 receptor activity. The coding region runs from base 1 to 1590 and encodes 529 amino acids. The transcript is spliced from 17 exons.